Pseudophryne corroboree (corroboree frog) is the source of this 2657-nucleotide messenger RNA. RefSeq names its product solute carrier family 6 member 5 (gene SLC6A5). The transcript is spliced from 16 exons. Gene Ontology annotation, molecular function: glycine:sodium symporter activity. Gene Ontology annotation, biological process: synaptic transmission, glycinergic; sodium ion transmembrane transport; glycine import across plasma membrane. Lineage: Eukaryota; Metazoa; Chordata; Amphibia; Anura; Myobatrachidae. Gene Ontology annotation, cellular component: plasma membrane. The record is from RefSeq and is a predicted model, not a curated record. Bases 1 to 2421 code for a protein of 806 amino acids.
AUGGCUGUGCCGGUGACGGAUGUAGAUUUACAGCCAGCUCUGGUGGAGAAUAGAAGGAGAUUAUCACAGAUCAUGGAUUACGGUAACACAAUGGACCUAGGGCAGAAGACUGUGAACAGCCCAGAGGGUGCAGCCCCAGGACCGAUCGGAGGGGCAGGAGUUACCCGGCACAGUCCCGACAAUGAUGUCCCUCUACAAGCCUCCUGUAAGCUGGCCAGGAUGCCCCAGUCUACCUCCAGCGACAGCAAGGGGAUUGUGCCCGAAGAGGGCAGGGCCAGCCUGCUGGAGAGGGCAAGGACUGGGGGAUCCUGCAAAGGCACCCCUACCCACUGUGCCAGGAGGAUGGAUGCUGCCGACACCUUCCCCCUGAAGACCCAGAACAUGGCUGAGAGCAACGGGCAGACCGCCCCGGUGCCCUGCAGGAUAAUGCCCCUCCAGAGCGCAGAAGCAGAGGCCGGCCCGGGCACCGGGAAUAAUGCCAAGGGAGGCUGGGUGCCCAUGAACCAGAGCACUGUGGUGCUAGGAACAGAUGGGAACACGUCUGUCCUGCCUGGCAGCCUCACUGGGGAUGAUGAUGAUGGGGAUGAGAAUAAAGCCAGAGGGAACUGGUCCAAUAAACUGGAUUUUAUUCUGUCCAUGGUGGGCUAUGCUGUGGGACUGGGAAAUGUGUGGAGGUUUCCUUACCUAGCAUUUAAAAAUGGAGGAGGUGCUUUCCUCAUCCCCUACCUGAUGAUGCUGGCUCUGGCUGGAAUCCCUAUUUUCCUUCUGGAGGUGUCCCUGGGACAGUUUGCUAGCCAGGGGCCCAUCUCUGUGUGGAAGGCUAUCCCCGCCUUACAAGGCUGCGGUAUUGCUAUGCUGAUUAUAUCUGUGCUAAUAGCCGUAUACUACAACAUCAUCAUGUGUUACACCAUCUUCUAUCUCUUCGCCUCUUUGGUGUACACCUUACCGUGGGCAUCCUGCGUUAAUCCGUGGAACACGCCUGAUUGUAAAGAUAAAGACAGACUUAUGAUGGACUCCUGUAUUAUCGGAGACCAACCAAAAAUACAAAUCAAGAACAGUACGUUCUGUAUGAGCGCCUAUCCGAACUUGACGAUGGUGAAUUACACCAGCCACGCCAACAAGACCUUUGUCAGCGGCAGCGAGGAAUACUUCAAGUACAAUAUGCUGAAGAUUUCCGCUGGCAUUGAAUAUCCCGGGGAGAUCCGAUGGCCUCUUGUUCUGUGUUUAUUCCUGGCCUGGGUCAUUGUCUACGCAUCUCUCGCCAAAGGGAUCAAGACAUCAGGAAAGGUUGUCUAUUUUACAGCUACAUUUCCAUAUGUGGUCCUUGUCAUCCUCCUCAUCCGAGGGGUAACACUGCCCGGGGCGGGAGCUGGAAUGUGGUAUUUCAUCACCCCAAAAUGGGAGAAGCUGAAAGACGCUAUGGUUUGGAAAGACGCAGCCACGCAGAUAUUCUUCUCCCUGUCUGCGGCCUGGGGCGGACUGAUUACCCUGUCCUCGUACAACAAGUUCCACAAUAACCUCUAUAGGGAUACGAUAAUUGUUACCUGCACAAACAGCGCCACUAGCAUCUUUGCUGGUUUCGUCAUAUUUUCUGUUAUUGGCUUCAUGGCGAAUGAGCUGAAGGUGGACAUUGACAAAGUUGCGGAUCAAGGUCCUGGCAUUGCCUUUGUAGUGUACCCAGAGGCGCUCACCAGGCUCCCACUUUCUCCUUUUUGGGCCAUAAUAUUCUUCCUGAUGCUUCUGACUCUAGGACUGGACACGAUGUUUGCGACCAUUGAAACGAUAGUGACGUCUGUCUCCGAUGAGUUCCCCAAGUAUCUGCGCACGCACAAGGCCAUCUUCACCUUAGUCUGCUGCUUGGCUUUCUUCAUAAUGGGAUUCCCUAUGAUUACCCAGGGCGGGAUAUACAUGCUGCAGCUCGUGGACACUUACGCUGCCUCCUACUCAUUAGUAAUUAUCGCAAUCUUCGAGCUGGUUGGCAUUUCCUAUGUGUACGGGCUGCAGAGAUUUUGUGAAGACAUAGAAAUGAUGAUUGGGUUUCAGCCGAACCGUUUCUGGAAGAUUUGCUGGGCGUUUGUCACACCCACAAUUUUAACUUUUAUCUUGUGCUUCAGCUUUUGGCAGUGGGAGCCGAUGACUUAUGGCACUUAUCACUAUCCGACGUGGUCCAUGGUUCUGGGGUGGCUGAUGCUGGCGUGUUCCGUGAUUUGGAUUCCAAUCAUGUUUGUCAUCAAAAUGUAUCUUGCGCCAGGCAGUUUUAUCGAGAGGCUCAAGCUGGUGUGUACCCCACAGCCGGAUUGGGGUCCGUUUUUGUCCAAGCACCGCGGGGAACGUUACAAAAAUAUGAUUGACCCACUGGGCACCUCCUCGCUGGGCCUGAAACUUCCCCCUAAGGAUUUUGAGCUAGGAACACAAUGCUAGUAUACAUGGUGUCUGUACCUCCGCAGUACAGCCUCCGCCAAUGUCCCAUGACAUCCGUCUACUUCUUCUUUCUCCGACUAUGCCGGUGGUCUCUUAGAUAAACAGUAGGGUCCCUUGUUGCAUGUUGUAGCCAACACCUUAACUGACCGCCUCGCACUCUCGUUGCUUCUCUGUCGUGUCCACCACUUUUGUUUGACUGCCAAAUAUCAGCAGUGCCUCUAAAGAUGGUUGUCCAG